AAUUUUUUUUUAAUUAACAUGAUAAGCAAAUGGAUCUAAUUGAACUAUAAAAAGUACAUACUGAUUUGAAUCUUCUUGAUUUUUAGGAUUAAGUACUUUCCAAAUAAAAAUUAUUUUCUAUGUAUUUUACAGCCAAUGCUUCUUUAAUUAUUAAUUUCAAUAUGAAUAUGAGUGUGACCCUUGAAAUUGGGACAAGUCUUACACAUAUUCAUACAAAUUUUGUGAUCUGAGUUGGUAUGCUCUGUGGUGGGGUUGGGAAAUGAAGAGAAACAAAACUAUAAAGAAAGAUUAUGAUAUGAAUAGAAAAGGAAGACAGUACCAUGUGAUUGCCCAAUGGCUAAUGCCUCCUCACCAGACCCCAUUGCCUCUUCACUCUUGAGUCUCAUCUGUCCUACAGCAUUAUUGGUUAUAUAUACUCAUCAAAACAGGUUCCUUAGCACCACAAGCCCUCACAUCCUAAACUAUCAAACUUUUCUUUCUUCUCUGUGAUCUUUUUCUUUGAAAGAAGAAUUUUACAACAAUGGGUUUUCGCUUUGCUAGCUUAGUUCAUGCCAAGCAACUCAUUCAGAAACCUUUCUCGAGUACAAAAGAUGUUCCAAAAGGGUACUUGGCAGUUUAUGUUGGGGAGAAGAGAAUGAAGAGAUUUGUAAUCCCUAUAUCAUUCUUAAACCAGCCAUCAUUCCAAGACUUGCUAAGUCAAGCUGAACAAGAGUUUGGAUUUGAUCAUCCAAUGGGAGCUCUUACGAUUCCCUGCAAUGAAGAGGCCUUCGUCGAACUUGUUUCUCACUUAAGCGCUUAACAAUGAGUAGAAUAACUGCUAACAAUACCACUGAUUACUACAAAUUUUUAAAGGCAUAAAUGCCAAAACCAUGUACAAAUUUUUCCUUGGAGACCAAGAGUAAAGUCUCCAAGAAUGAUAUAAAUGAUACAACUUAACUUUUUCUUCCC
Messenger RNA from Cannabis sativa, 948 nucleotides. RefSeq names its product auxin-induced protein 15A-like. NCBI's taxonomy places the organism in Eukaryota, Viridiplantae, Streptophyta, Magnoliopsida, Rosales, Cannabaceae. The transcript has a single exon. The record is from RefSeq and is a predicted model, not a curated record. Bases 521 to 799 code for a protein of 92 amino acids. Gene Ontology annotation, biological process: response to auxin.